This is a messenger RNA of Eupeodes corollae, 2659 nucleotides long. Its product is annotated as RNA-binding protein 1-like. Gene Ontology annotation, biological process: mRNA splicing, via spliceosome. The record is from RefSeq and is a predicted model, not a curated record. Gene Ontology annotation, cellular component: nuclear speck. Gene Ontology annotation, molecular function: RNA binding. The coding region runs from base 187 to 819 and encodes 210 amino acids. NCBI's taxonomy places the organism in Eukaryota, Metazoa, Arthropoda, Insecta, Diptera, Syrphidae. The transcript has 5 exons.
GAAAAAUUUCCUCGCCGCCAUUUUUCACUUCAAUUUGAUUUUUGCGUCGAAGAAGUGUGGAAGUGUACAUAAAAGUUCAAAUUUUGCUGCUGCAUUUUAUCCAGCGACAAAAAUUCUUUACAAAAUAAAUAAUAUAUUUUUCUUUCGUUGGCGGUCCUUAAGAAAACAGCUAAAAUUGAUACAGAAAUGCCACGGUAUCGGGAAUGGGACUUGGCCUGUAAGGUCUAUGUCGGGAAUUUGGGCUCAUCAGCGUCCAAGUAUGAAAUUGAAAAUGCCUUUAGCAAAUACGGGCCUUUGAGAAAUGUAUGGGUUGCUCGAAAUCCACCAGGAUUUGCUUUUGUUGAAUUUGAAGACAGGCGUGACGCUGAAGACGCAACUCGAGGAUUAGACGGAACACGAUGCUGUGGAACUAGAAUUCGUGUAGAAAUGUCGUCUGGCCGGUCGCGGCGAGAUGAUCGCCGGCGAGGUGGUGGUAGUGCCGGUGGUGGUGGCGGCGGCGGCGGUGGUGGUGGCCGAGGUGGUCGAUACAGGGCAAAGUCUACUAGUUCUACUACUACUACUACUACUUCCUCCUCCUACUACAACAUCUUCACGAAUAACUGCUCCUACUCCAACAGCAACUCCAACUACUACUACUUCUACAAUCACAACAAAGAUACAUCUACUGCCAUCACCAAAGUCAUCAAUUCUUCUGCUAGUUUCAGCACCAAAUUGUGUCUACUUCUAGGCUGCUGUGGUAGUGAAGCUACUUUUUCGGGGAUGAAAUCACCAUCAUCCCCGACGUCGCUAAUGCCCAUUGAACGAUUGUUUCCUCCAUGAAUAUAGAAUAGAGAUUCGCUCUCAUAUAAAUAUAAUUGCCAAUGUGUAGAAAUGUUUUGUAUAAAACAAAAACAAAUAAAAAAACAUCGGAGGAAACGAUAAGUUAAGGUCGACAAGACAAUAUUUGCGCAUCAAAGGCGACAAAUCUUCAAGUAUGAUCCAUCUGAUUCCCACAUCCUUACAGACUCCCAAACAACCCUUCAAGAACAACAACAGGCGCGUGAUAUAUAAGCUAACAAAACAAACAAAAGUCGAUAACUACCGGUUGCGCACUUUCUUCAGCACAUCACGUGUAGACAAACUAAAACUACUUUCCUCUUUAUGAGCAACGUCGUAGCUUAGUGCGUUGCGUGGGUCAGCAAUUUUGUGCGGUGGACAGACAACAUCUAUAGAAAUGUCUCCACUCCACCCAGCCACAACAGAACAAAUUAGGCGGUUGAUCGAUCAGCUAUCCAACACAUCCCACUAAAGCAGCAUAAGUCAUCCAUAAGUCACAUUUGUUGUUGUUGUUUUUUCUUUGAAAUUAUUAAUUUGAAUUUUGUUUUGCAAACGAGAGUGCUGGACCCCUGCUCGCUGUUCUUCUUGACAUCUUAUUCUAGUUCAUCCACCAUCACAAAAAACGAACACACAUCUAUCAGCCAACCAAUCAGUCAAUCAAUCACCACAGCCACCACCACUGCUAGUUACCCUUCGCCUACGGACUGACUUAGAGAUAUAAAUUUGGGGGACUUUUUGGUCGUCGUCGUCGUCGUCGUCAUGUUACACUUCCCGCCGCGUCGAAAACAGCCGUUUCUCCUCACCUCUGCUUCUCCACAGUCCACACCUAUGCACCUCUGCAUCCAAUCAUCAACAACACUCCCUGAUGAUGCGUCGCGGUAAAAAAAAAAACAAGAAAACCAACAACCCGAAUCCGAAACUGAAACAUCACGAACUUUUUCUUAUCCUCUGACGCGCGGCGAAAGCUUCUUCUCUUCAAUUGAAUUGAACCAAAUUGAGCAACAAUUAAACGUCGCCUUCUUGAAUCAUCUUCCUUCUUCCGCUAAUUUUAUAUAUAUGUAUGCAUAUAUACAACAACCGCCGGCGUUGUUCAACACAAACACCACACAAUCAUCGUUUGAUCGUCGCGUUCUCAGCUCAACUCGCAAAACUACCUAAGUCAAGUCAAAGUCAACUCAUCAUCGUCAGUUGUUUCAGUCAAUUUCUGCAAAGAAUCAAAAAGACCAAAGACCAAAAAAGAACCACACACCUGCAUCAUUUUAGUGAUCUCGUUCACCAAGACGCUCGAGGAGUCGUUCAAGGAGUUUUUCACGUGACAGACGAAGCCGAUCAGAUUCUCGCGAUCGUCGCUAAAUAAAAAAAAACAAAACGAAAAACUUAAAGAUUAUGCACUCUUUAUAUAUAAAUAAAUAUAUAUAUAAAUAUCAUUUUUAAAUUUAAAAUCUAAACAAACACCAUACCACAAUCCAACCCACACAAUUUGUGUAGUAUAACAAAAAAAAUAAACAUUAUGUAUAAGCGAAUAUUUUUAAAAAAUUAAAAAACAUCUAUAGCUGGAGUUUGUUUUAAACAAAAGUAAAAGUUAAAAAAUCGUAUUCCCAUAUUGUGUUUUGGAAUAUUGUACAAACAAAAACUAAUGCAACUAUAAAAACAAUGCAUACAUAAAAUUAAACUUUUCUGAACUUUAAAAUUAUAAAUUAGUUUUGUAAUAAAUUUUAAGUUUUGUUUUAUAGUUCAGCUAAUUACACUAGAGUAUAAAUUGUGUGAACCUCUUGUAAUAUUGUAUAAGUAAGUUUAAAGGAAAAAACAAUAAAAAUGACUAAUGUAGUUCUAAAAUAAUGAA